AUGCCUCAGACUCAGUCCGCAUCUCCUUCUCAAUCGAGCGAACCGAUUCAAAAGCCACAAAGCAAGCAGCUAGUCAGUCAGACUGAUGAACACGAAUUCCAAUAUUACACGCCGCCUGAUGAUUUCAGUCCCGAAGAAGACCACCUUAAACUCUUUGGAACCUCAGACUCUCAUCCCGGUCUAAUCGAUGGCAUAAAACGUAUCUACAAAUCAGGCAAAUACUCCGAUGUCCAAGUAAUCAUCGGCGACCGCUCUCUCCAGGCGCACAAAGCGGUGCUUUGCAGCCAGUCCGCCGUGCUCGCCGCCGCCCUAGAUGGAUCCUUCAAAGAAGGUCGCACAGCUCGCCUAAAUCUAACACCAAACGGCACAAUCCAAGCCAGCCUACUAAUCCAAUUCCUCUACUCAGGUGACUACGCUGACAUAGAAGACCCCGACCCCGACCCCGACCCAACAGAGACAAAGGAUACCGACCCAGCAACAGACGUGGCGCCCGAGGACGAUGAUAGAUCAGACUAUUGUCCCCCAGUUCCCCGCCCGCGCAAGAACCUCCUCAUCCACAUUGACAUGUGGCGCCUAGGCGACAAAUACGCCAUCCCAGCUCUCUGCCACAAGGCAGCGAAGAAGUACAGCAGAAUACUGAAAAUAGAGCGGUGGGAUAACGGGAAGUUCCUCGAUACUAUACAGCCAAUCUACGAGUGCAGUCACGACACGGAAGAGGGUAGCGAGAUGAGGAGUCUGGUGGUCAAGUAUCUGAGGCAGCAUGCGAAUGAUAUUCUGGGCUCGAAGAUUGCGAGCGAGAAAUUCGAUGGUAUUGCGGAGGGGAUUGGCGAGUUCAGUCGGAUGUUUGCAAGGCAAGGGCUUGCUACACUCGGGUCGCACGAUCGUGGUGAGUCGCGGGAAUACUGGAGGUCAACUGGUAGGACUAUUGUAGAUGAUUCCGAUCAGGACUAUUGUGGAUGA
Molecule: messenger RNA, 960 nt
Organism: Bacidia gigantensis
Lineage: Eukaryota; Fungi; Ascomycota; Lecanoromycetes; Lecanorales; Ramalinaceae
Exons: 3
Coding region: 1-960 (319 amino acids)
Molecular function (GO): protein binding
Source: RefSeq, a predicted model, not a curated record